AUGGGGUUGUGGCUGGACGGACGAUUUGAUCUGCUCAAUGUUUCUCCCUUGGCGCCCGACGUUUGGUCACUCCGGGUCGUCUCAGCUGUUCGACCACUUUUCUACACUUCGUUCAUAUGCAAACGGAAGGGUAAAGCCACUAAUUGGGAUGGAUACGUAUUCGCUCUGCUGCUGCGAAUGCGUGGUACAAUCACAGCGAAUAAGAGGCUGUUGAGGAAUGAAGAAGGAGAUGAGGCUGUGCUGCAUUGGGAAAUACGACGAAGCAGUGGGAAUGCUACACAGGAACAAAUACAUAAAGUCGCCACGAAGUUCCGGGUUGUGCCUGACUCGCUUUAUGCUCUGGUUCCUGUUGCAAAGGUGAGACUGCUGCUCUGUUCCAGUUUCUGGAUGUAA
Molecule: messenger RNA, 393 nt
Organism: Cooperia oncophora
Lineage: Eukaryota; Metazoa; Nematoda; Chromadorea; Rhabditida; Trichostrongylidae
Source: the annotation of a GenBank genome assembly